GCAAAGGAGUGUACAUGUACCCGCCUUUUUACAACUUAAGGUACCAACAACAUGGGAUGAAACGAAAAUUUUUGACUACCUUCAAGAAAUGAGACUGAGCGCAAAAUCUGACGUAAAUAUAAGAAUUAUGGCAAUAUCACGUGAGGACCUGAACAUGUAUACAGAGAUAGCAAAAACAGUUCUAAGAAAUGUUGAUUUACUGAAAAGCGAAAUAAACACAAUACUGUCUGGAAUGCUCUCAGAAGUGGCAAUUGAUACAAAAGAAGUUGCUGAUGUGUUAGUGAAUUUGACAGUACCAGAUGUGCAAAGUGAGAGGAAAAGUGAAGAAAAAACAGAACAAAUAGAUCAACUUUCAGCUAUUCAUGAUGAACAGGAACGAACAAUUGAAUUAAGUGAGGAACUGUCAUCUGAUAAAUAUCCUCUUCAAUUGAAAACCAGUUUAUUGUGUAAAAUAAACGUUCCAGUAAUAAAAGGUUCCCAAAUCAUCGACUGUGUCAUCAUUGGUAAAUUAUUUGUUUUUGUUGAUCUGACUACAAAAAGACUAAUUAUCCACCAAACAGACGGGAGGCAUAAGGAAGACAUCACAUUGCCGGAUGAUCCGCGGGGUUUAACUGCUAUAAAUAACACAGAUGUUGCUGUCUUAUAUAAUGAGUCCUAUAUAGAGAUCAUAAGUAUCGAUACAGGACGAGUACAAAAUGCGAUAAGAACAAGAAGUGACAACAAAGGGAUAUCGUAUCAAAAAGGUCUUCUGUUUAUUCAUUUUCAUGACAAGUUCAUUAUAGAUGGAAUAGAUCUGAAAGGAGAAAUAAUCCAAUCAACUUCAUAUCAGACUUCACCAGGUUCCCUUUCACUACAGUACGUGUCAACUGCUACAGACAGGUUGUUCUUUACUGGUGGGUUUAUUUUAUACUGCUGUGACUGGUUUGGAGCAAUCUUAUGGAAGUUUACUGAUGAAAUGAUGAAGUUUCCGGAAGGAGUUAUUACAGAUGAGAUGGGUAAUGUAUACGUGGGCAGUUAUGGAUACAACAAUGUCAUAGUCAUCUCACCGGAUGGUAAACAUUAUAAAGAACUACUUACCAGGAAGGAUGGCAUAUUAAAACCGAGAGCAAUGUAUUAUGACAAAUCAAGCCACUGUUUAUUGGUUUGUAAUGAAAGAAAUGGUCAAGCAUUUCUAUUUGAUGUUUACGAAUAAUGAUGGUUUAUCGUUACUUCAACUGUUAUGAGUAAACAGUGUUUCAAAUCAAAUUGAAUUAAUGAAUAUUGUGUAAUGUUUUGAAUAUUGUAACAUUGCACUUGUCAAUAGUUACCCAAUACAAGGAAGACUCGUUAUCACAAAGAAAUGAUGAAGAUUUUCUAUGCGAACAAUAAAUGACUACGUUUGACAUUCUCCGAAAUUUCUGUAGAACCAAUUUAGUUGUUUACACUCAUAGCAAAUCAAUUAUUUAAUAAA
Messenger RNA from Mytilus trossulus (common blue mussel), 1450 nucleotides. RefSeq lists its product as uncharacterized. The transcript is spliced from 3 exons. The record is from RefSeq and is a predicted model, not a curated record. Lineage: Eukaryota; Metazoa; Mollusca; Bivalvia; Mytilida; Mytilidae. Bases 89 to 1192 code for a protein of 367 amino acids.